AUGCCAAGUCGAGACCCGCGAAACUACGUCAAAUCUGUGCCUCUUCCUAUUGCCGACCAGAAAGGCCUGAAACUACAGGCUCGCAGUGCUAAUGUGUACAACCCCAUAACUCCGACCAGGGAAGAGGUGAGAAAGUGGAACUAUGACCGUCGUCUGCAGCAGAUGACCGAACAAGGAUUUAACGCUUGUAGUUAUAAACCUUACAAGGGACUAGGGGACCCCUUCUAUCUGGAGAACAGGACGCUGAUUUUACAUUCUUUAGGACAAUGGGAGGUGAAUGAUUUGAAGCCAUCAAGCAGCUCUGAAGAUGAAGAAGAUGCAGACGCCUCUGCUGCAGUUGAACCAAGGACAUCCUUGGCAGCUGCAAAAUUUGUUUUAAAGAGGACAAGAAAGGAUCUGAAUACUUUGAGCAGGGAAGUUGUCAAAGGGAGACAUCUGAUACGUAAUGUCAGUCUGGGCCAUGGACUUUUUGAUCUCAUCAGGCAAGAAAGACAGUCCAAGAGAGCUGCAUUGUUUGCUGAAAAGCAAAAAAGUCUGGAAGAAGCCAGGAACCAGUGGCAACCUCCAAAAUUGAGUUCAGAUGAAGAAGAGUCAGGUGAUGACCUAGAAAG
Candidula unifasciata is the source of this 611-nucleotide messenger RNA. Lineage: Eukaryota; Metazoa; Mollusca; Gastropoda; Stylommatophora; Geomitridae. The record is from the annotation of a GenBank genome assembly.